Messenger RNA from Chaetomium globosum CBS 148.51, 2001 nucleotides. RefSeq lists its product as uncharacterized. Bases 1 to 2001 code for a protein of 666 amino acids. The transcript is spliced from 3 exons. The record is from RefSeq and is a predicted model, not a curated record. NCBI's taxonomy places the organism in Eukaryota, Fungi, Ascomycota, Sordariomycetes, Sordariales, Chaetomiaceae.
AUGACUUCUGUCUGGGCCCGGCUGCCUGCUGUCAUUACCGCCGUCCUGGCGUUUGCUGCCUGUCCAGCCUCAUCGUCGAUACUGAGACACGGAUCUGAAACAAGCCUGCCUCUUGCACCUGAUGCAAACACCCGGUACCACAACACUUGGCUGGACCCGAUUCCCGGGACCGAGCCUCUGUUCGGCCGCCGGGAGCGCACCCUAGACCUAGGCAAGAGAGACUGCCUCGCCAACGGCUCCAACUACUGCUUCGGUAACGAUGUCGACUUCUGCCCUGGCUGUGGGAACUGUUGCGUGGAUGGGGAAUUCUGCUGCGGGGCCGAUCAAAUCAGCGUGGUGUGGGAGACGACAACCGCGGUCGCAAGAAGAGCUGCUACAUGUCUACAACCUCAGCCGAGCAAAGGAGGCAACCAGGCGCAACAGCCACACCCGAUUGAAGGCCGGGGGACCUCUAUUUCUACUGAUCCCACUCCUAUCCCAAGGAAAGCGAGAGAGGAGGCCACUCCUACAACGACCGACUAUGUCACUGAAACGGUUGACACGACGAGCAUAUCCUCCAUUAUGAUUACCGUCCAUACAACUUCAACGGAAGUCACUACAGUCUAUCAAACAAACACUCACGUCCUCAAAGCAGAAACAACAACCACCAUAACCUCCACUAUCACAGUCACCUCCAAACCACCCACAACGGUCACCCUCACUGAGACCGCCAGCAUAAUCCCUUCACCAACUGCAUCCGAAACCAACCAACCCACCUCCUCAUCCUCCACCGCACCAAACCCACUCCCAACCCCAGCCAUAGCUGGCAUAGCAGCAGGAGGCAGUGUCCUCGCCCUCCUCCUAGCCGGCUUCAUCAUCCUCUCCAUCCGCCGGCGGUGCGGCGGCGCCUUCCGCCGAUCAGGGAAACGACGCCCCUCCGCCGACUCGGCCACACUCGACUAUUUCCAACACCAAUUCCACCAGCAGCAGCAGCACCACCACCAUUACCCCCUCCAUUCCGACGAGGACGCGACCCUCUACCCCGGAACCGGGACCGUGACGGGCACCGCAACCGCUAACCGAAGCCGCAGCAGCACCCACACCGGCGCAGGCGCAGGCACACGCACCAGCACAGGCGCCCGCCCCAGCCUCGGCUCCCGACAACCCACCCUGCCGCGCGUCCUGCCCCAGUUCGCCACCGCCACCGCCGCCGCCGCCGCCCACCACGACGCCGAGUACACCCUCCCCGCCUCAGCCACCUCUCCCGCCUUCCCCACCUCCCCCACUACCACCACCACCACCACUCCCGGUACCGGUGCCGGCGGGGGCGCGUACAAGGCCGGGGGAGGGUACCUAACCGCCAACCCAGACCAGUACCAGCAAUACCAGCAAUACCACCAGUACCCACACCACCACCACCCACACCACCACCAGUCACACGAGCGGAACGAAUCCGGCCUGACGACGCUCGUCGGCACGCCGUCGCCGACAUCGCCUGGGUUUGCGGUACCGGCCGCCGGCGGGAAGGGGGGGGUGGUGGUGGUGGAGGAGGAGGAGUAUGGGUAUUUGCAACAGCUGCAGCUGCAACAGAAGCCGAAGCCGACACCAUCGCCGACGCAACAGGUGGUGGGGAUGCCGGAUCGGGGGAGUCGGGGGGGUUUGGGCGGCGGCGGUGGGAGUCCCGGGAGCGGGUGGGUGUAUCGGGUUGAGGUGGCGGAGGAGGUCGAUGGGGGGAGGAGGUUGGGGGAACUGGGUAGCGGUGGUGGUGGUGGUGGUGGUGGUGGUGGUGGUGUUGGGAGUGUGGGCGGUGGUGCUCGGCAGAGGGCAUAUUCGUCGCCAUCGGCGGCGGCGGUUGGGGGUCCUAGUCCCGGUCUCGGUCCUGGUCCUGGUCCUGUUGUUGCUGGGCCGCCGCCGCGGGUUCCGGCGUGGCGGUAUCAGAGGAGCCGGGCGGCGACUGUGGGGGAGCUGGCGGGGGAUGCGGUUGAGAUAGAGCUGGAUGGGAAUGGAGUGCGGCGGGGUUGA